GAAGCUUCCCGCAUCCAUUUUGCUACCCAUCACGAGACUAACGUGCAUCUCAUCCUCAGUUUUCACAUAUAAAACCACCACCUCCACCGCCUUUCUGUUUUGCUCUCUCCUCUCCCCUUCCCCCAAUGGCUCAUUCCGAAUCCCGACGUCGAGGCUCCGGUAAGCGUGCCUCAUCCGUUACAUUACCUGGGACUGUCUCAUCCACAUCACUGUCACCAUCACAAUUACCAGCACCUGCAGCACCUUGUGGUGCAUGCAAAUUCCUGAGGAGAAAAUGCGUUAGUGGGUGUAUUUUUGCACCCCACUUUGGCACUGACCAAGGAGCUGCCCGGUUUGCCGCUGUGCACAAAGUGUUUGGUGCUAGUAACGUGUCCAAGCUUUUGUUACACAUUCCGGUGAACCGCCGCCACGACGCUGUGGUUACAAUUUCUUAUGAGGCUCAGGCACGCCUCUCGGAUCCUGUUUACGGCUGUGUCUCCACCAUACUUGCCUUACAGCAACAGGUGGGAUCUCUUCAGGCCGAGCUAGCGAUGGUGCAAGGUCAACUGCUGAACAGCCAGUUCGCGAUGGCGAACGCCCUACAGAACUCCCCCCAGCAGCAGCAGCAUCAGCAGCCACAGCAACCGCAGCAGCAUGUGGGGGUGAUACAGCCCGCCUACUCAAACAGCUCUUCAGUCUCUACCAACUUCAUCAACAUGAGCAAUUUCGCCUCCAACUUCGACCUCGUAGCUGAAACUGGUGUGUCAGUGCCGUCUUCCCAGAGCAUGGAUCACUUCCAUGAGCUCUCUCGGCCUGCCCUCGAUGACGAAGAAGAUGAAGAAGAGAGCCAGAUUCCUUUAAUGUUUAAUAAUGAUCAGAUAAAUCUUAGCAGGAGAUAAAUUAAAGUUUGUAGAAUUUCGUUUCUUAGUAAGGCUUUUUGUCCAAAUAAUGAUGGUGUUGGUGCUGAUAGUUAAUAAUAGAAAUAUUAAAUAUUAUUUUCUCAUUUA
This is a messenger RNA of Mangifera indica (mango), 986 nucleotides long. RefSeq names its product LOB domain-containing protein 20. Gene Ontology annotation, cellular component: nucleus. Lineage: Eukaryota; Viridiplantae; Streptophyta; Magnoliopsida; Sapindales; Anacardiaceae. The coding region runs from base 126 to 878 and encodes 250 amino acids. Gene Ontology annotation, biological process: hormone-mediated signaling pathway; positive regulation of DNA-templated transcription. The transcript has 2 exons. The record is from RefSeq and is a predicted model, not a curated record.